Diachasma alloeum is the source of this 5501-nucleotide messenger RNA. Its product is annotated as transcription initiation factor TFIID subunit 4. The coding region runs from base 696 to 3641 and encodes 981 amino acids. Gene Ontology annotation, cellular component: transcription factor TFIID complex. Gene Ontology annotation, biological process: transcription initiation at RNA polymerase II promoter; DNA-templated transcription. Gene Ontology annotation, molecular function: RNA polymerase II general transcription initiation factor activity; DNA binding; protein heterodimerization activity. The transcript has 11 exons. The record is from RefSeq and is a predicted model, not a curated record. NCBI's taxonomy places the organism in Eukaryota, Metazoa, Arthropoda, Insecta, Hymenoptera, Braconidae.
ACCAUGCGUUUGAGAUCACGCGCGGCAAAAGUGUAAACCGCCACACAUCAGCGUCUUUCCGAACCCCAACAACUCCAAAAGUAUCAAAUCAACCGAGUUCCAAGCUUCGUAACCCCCCGGAAAUUCCCCCGAAGCCGCCAAAAAGCAUAACUCCGAGUAAAAAAGAACAGUGAACCCCACGAGUGCAGUCGCUCCCCCGAAAUUCCUCGUCGUGUAGUUUUGGCGGGGUGACGUGUUGUCUUCGUGUAUUGACAGCCAUAUAACCCCCCCGGAGGGGCGGUUGAAGGAGACAACCGCCAGUUGGUGGGGGGUGAAUUAUUUCUAGCGCGUUUUCGCGAGCCGCACACAAGUGCACGAGGCACCAAGCCGAAAAGCCCCUUCCCCCGACAUAAACAAACCCCCAGAAUUGCGAUAAAAAUAUUAAAAAGCCCUCUGUACCCAGGAAUAAUCACUCGGUGCCUCUGGCGUCCCCCGAGAAAUGUCCCCCCCUGUUCCAUUAAUCCCCAUAACGACUGAAUUUCGAGGAAAAUUGUGGUAAAGUGGGGGGUAACAGUACCUGGAAAGUGGUGUUAGUGCACAGUGUAAAAAAGCCAUACACUAAACGUACAAAUGGUGGGGAUAAUACCAAUGCACGAUGGGUAGUAUUUUCACAUCGCGCCUGCGCAAAACAGUUAACAGUUGGAGCUUGGAAGAAAAUGGCGUCAGCUAAGUUUCUUGAGGAAGCUCUGAGCACGGACGUUGAUGAAUCCGCUGUUAAUGCAAUUGUUGGUUCACUCGAGACGCAGUUGGUAACAUCAACGCCUGGUAUAACAGUACAACAGCCAACAACAGUUGUUGUGAGCCAACACAAUAAUCAAAUAGCCAGUGGUAUAUCAAAUGGUGGUAGUAUUCCUGGUGUACAGAAACAUGGGGUUGCCAAUGGUGGUGGUACAACAUCAGUGAAUAGCCUAAUGACACAGGAAGUAACAAAGUCAAUAGCAACAGCAACACUUAUGCCGGUUGAUGCUGUCACAACUAAUGCAGGAUUACCGCAUACAGCACAGCAGAAUCAGGUGCAGCAGCAGCAACAGCAGCACCACCAACAGCAUCAUCAGCAGGUUGUGGUGACAACUCAGGCACACGUACAUGGACAAUUGUCUGGCUACAUCAAUCAAGUUACGAGUAAUCAGGUGACAACAAAUCAGAGUAAUAUACAGAGUUUGAGUAAGACACACGAGUCUGUCAAGAUAAUAUCGUAUCCAGCAUCGGGACAAGUGAUAGCAACAACUGGUGUUGUUAAUAACAAGAUAACAUUUCCUGGACAAUUGGCUAAUGGAACAAUUGGUGUUGCACAGACAGCUGUUUUACAGACAACUUCGAAUGUUGUUAGCAAUGUUGUGGGCACUGUGACCCAGACUGUUGGUGGACAGACUGUGGCGGGGGUUAAUAAGACAACUGGUACAGCUUUGGUUAUUAAAACUAGUGGUGCACAGGGGGGUAUGGUGUCAGUACCAAUGUCAGUACCAGUAUCAGUUACUGGCAAUACUGCUGGUACAACGUUACAGGGUAAACAGGUUGGAUCCACUAUUGUACCCAGUAAUGUGCAGAUUGUCAAUGUCAAUGCUAUGAGGCCUGGUACACCCGUAUCGGGACAACAGCCUGGGAAACAGGUUGCCAAUAGGGUUGUCAUUGGACCGCACAUUGUUGGCACGAGACCUGGCGCUCCUGGGAUUACACUUCAAGCCCUUCAGGGCCUUGCUCCUGGUGCUCAAGGCCAUCUCAUCGUCAAAACUGAGAAUGGACAAUAUCAACUGCUCAGGGUGGGACCAGCGCCGACAACUGGAACCCCUGGUGGUGGUGCUGUCACAGCUAACAGUAUUGGCGGGAAUGCUGUUGUUGGCCCAACAGCUGGAACAACUUAUCGUCUUGCCUCGGUACCGGCUGUAAGUAGGCUGAACGCACAGUUCACUGGCCCACCACUCGCCACCAUAAGAAAACCCGUUCAGACGGUAGCUCCAAUAGUAACUACCACAACAGUAACACCAGCCACAGUAACAGCAGCAGCUCCAACGACAGUCACACCCCCCACAACAACCGCUCAAACCCCCCAAACUCCCGCACAGCGUCAAACCACAGAUAAUACCAAAGAAAAGUGUCGUAAAUUCUUAGCAAACUUGUUAGAGUUGUCUAGUCGGGAACCUAAGCAAGUGGAACGUAAUGUGCGGACGUUGAUACAAGAGUUAAUUGAUACUAGAGUUGAACCCGAGGAGUUUUGUGAUAGACUCGAGAAAUUGUUGAAUGCAUCGCCACAACCAUGUCUCAUUGGUUUUCUCAAGAAAAGUUUGCCAUUGCUGAGGCAGUCACUAGUUACGAAGGAAUUGGUCAUCGAGGGAAUAAGACCACCACCUCCAAAUGUUGUGUUUUCUGUAGCAACGGCAGUGCCUCAAGUGCAGCAACAGCUCUCCUCCUGCUAUGCAAAAAAGAAUCAGAUAAGGCCGACAGUGGCAGUGGCUCAAUCAGUUCCUGUUGUGAUGACAAGUACUCCAGCUCCCCUGAGAGUAAUGACACCACUUCCAGCAGCAGUCGUGACGACUCCCGCCCCUCGGAUACCUCAACCUGUUCAACAGAGACUGAUACGACCAGUAACGACAAUAGUACGCAGCCCUACGCCUUACCCCGUUAAAUCAACGGUGGCAGUUACGGGUGUACGACCACCCACUCCAACUGUACAAAAAGCACCAAUAACAACGACAAGUGUUGUUAAAACAACGACACCUGUUACCCAAGGUAAAACUGUCAACACCGCCACUACUGUUAGCAAAACCAUUGUGCCUUCUCUCACACCAAAACCAGCGGUCAAAGAGAAAGAAAAAAAGACUUUUUCAUCGGCAGGCUACACGGGAGAUGAUGACAUUAAUGAUGUAGCAGCAAUGGGAGGGGUGAAUCUCGCUGAAGAGUCGCAGAGAAUUCUUGGAUCCACGGAGUUCGUUGGUACGCAGAUACGAUCGUGUAAAGACGAGGUUUUCCUUCACGUGUCACCCCUUCAACAGAGGAUUAAACAAAUUGUAACUAGUUAUGGAUUGGAAGAGCCCAAUCAGGAGGUAGCCGCGUUAAUAUCACAUGCAACUCAGGAAAGAUUAAAAAAUUUGGUGGAGAAAUUAGCUGUUAUUGCCGAACAUAGGAUAGAUCUCAUUAAGGUUGAUCCGAGAUAUGAAGUAACGCAGGAUGUCAGGGCCCAGUUAAAAUUCCUUGAGGAGCUCGACAGGGUAGAGCGCAGAAGGCACGAAGAGCAAGAACGUGAGUUACUUCUUCGUGCUGCUAAGAGUCGUGCUAGAACGGAGGAUCCUGAGCAGGCCAAAUUAAAAGCAAAGGCCAAAGAGAUGCAACGAGCAGAGAUGGAGGAAUUGCGUCAGCGUGAGGCGAACCUAACAGCACUACAGGCAAUUGGUCCCCGCAAGAAGCCAAAAUUGGACGGUACCGGUACAGGAAGUAGUUCAGGUACAAGUGGCAGUGGACUGAUAGCCUCGGCAACCGGAAUGAACCGGCAGAUGCCACUGAGGCCACGUUUAAAAAGAGUCAACUUCAGGGAUUUGCUGUUCCUCCUCGAGCAGGAGAAAGAAACGUGUAGAAGUACAACCCUCUACAAAGCAUACCUGAAGUGAUGCACUUUGUUGGGCAGGAACGCUAGUUACCCGCCCAAUAACUGGCGAUCUACUCUCGUGGUCUUGCAUGAGCUGGACUCAGUGGACCUCAUCAGGCACUGCAUUAAUGUUGCAAUGUUUAAAGGGAUUAAAAUUGCGUACAAUUUUUUAAAACAAAAAAUAAUACAUUAUGAAUCACUCGUUAUGUAAUCGACAUGAUCAGUUAUUUUUCAUUUCCAAAAAUCCUGAGGAAAGUGAUUUAUCAUGUCGAUUUGACAAGAAAAAUGCAAAACUUCCCAUUAAUGUAAAUGACUGAGAAAAAAAAACAAAUUUUUUAAUGUAAUAUAAUAUAGAUUGCUCUUUAUUUUUCAUGAGAGAGAGAAAGAGAGAGAGAGAAAAAAAGAAAAUGAAACAAUGUGCGUAAGUGGUGUCGAUGGUCUUCAUGGUGAGGUGAUUACGACAGUUUUAGUGGUUCCUUUUUUCGCCUGAGCCUCUGCGUUUAAUCAAUUGUGUUAUUUUUUUCUUUUGUUUCCAUUACGAAGAGAUGUACAUUGUCACAUUACAUGCCUCGCCUCAGCAUCGUGAAUACUUUGACCUAUACUUUUGGACACUGGUUACUAGAGUCCUGUAACAUGGUGUAAAUGUUUAUUUCUAGGUUUUUUUGCCCCUUUUUUCACUGAUUUAUGACAAUUUUCAGUCGGUUCAUUCUGGUUAGAAUAGUGGAAACAUAUUUUUGCAGUUAUUAAAUGAUUAAUUAACAGAUUGUAAAGUACGCGGUAGCACAUUGUCCAAAAAGUAUAGAAUAAAUUGUACAUUACACGUAAAAUUUACUAAAAAAAAUUAAUAAUUAAUGUAGGGAUAAUUUUGUCAUGUUGGUACAACAGAUUACAGCCACUCGAUUAUUCUCCACCGUAUGAUGGAAAAUUGUUAUCGGUGUAUUAUGUUGCAAUCUACGUUAUCAGUGUUUAUGGAAUUGAAUUAGCUGUUACAUUUUUUUUAAUUUAAACACAAGAACACUUUGUACAAAUAACAUUGAUGAAUGAAGAUAUGAGGAAAUAGUUAAUUAAACACGAUUAUUUUUACAGCAAUUUAAUUGAGAGUUUUGUCUUCAUUUACAUCAUUAAUAAUCAAUGCUUUUUUCUACUUCUGUCGAGGAAAAUUAAUAAAAACAAUCGUGUACCUGAUUUACUAGUAAAAUAACUGAGGACAAAAAAACAUUCGUCUUUAAUUUGUCAUACAAUAUGUUUUCGUUAGUCUUUCUAUACUCUUCUCGUAAUUGUUCUCUUUUAUUGACCAAGUUGGGAGAAUACGAGUGACAAGAAUCGUUUGUACCACUGGCGGAAAUGAAUAAAAAAAAUUUGAAGGUCACAAGACUUUUUAUACUGAGAAAAAUAGCCCGACGGGUUCAACUUAAACGUAAAUGAAUAAAGAAAUUGAGAAGAAUAAAAGUUGAGAGUAAAAAUCCAUUGCGCUUUAAUUUUUGGACUCAUAUCCGCCUGCAAUGUCCAUUUGCCACUGUGAAGACUCGUGAAGAAGAAUUAUUCCCAAACCUCACACGCGAUUGAGAGAUGUUUCGUUCAGCGGGACACAUUGUUUGUAUAGUUCCAUUGUACAGUUGAAUGUAAAAAUAAUUGACGAGAAAGGUAAAUCGAUGUUUGGACGCUAAAAAAUCCUCAGAAUAAUAAUUAUGUUUAUAAUUCAGUAGCAAAGAGGUAAAAUGGUUAUUCAGAACUAUUUCUACUCGUCAGUCUUUUCUAUCUUCCAAAAAUCUGAUGAUGAACUGAAAUAGACGUGAACUGUUCUGCCUCUUCACUACUGAAUUUUCGAAUGAAGAUAAUUGAGUUGCAAGACAAUCAUUGUAUUGCCCCCCCCCCCCCCCCC